UUAGGCGCGGGGAAAUCCCUUAACUUUCGAACUGUAUAUGGUGUGCAGUGUUGUGCAUGGAACUGUUAACUCUUCCGAAAUUUACGUUGUCGUUAGGGGUUUAUAUUUGUCAGACUUGGAUAGUUGGAUCAUUGUGGAUUGAAAAUCAAUUUUUGAAAAUGGCCCAGAAGCGAACAAGAUGUGUGCAAUUAGAUCAGUUAAAGUCAUUCAACCUGUUUACUGCAUUUGGUGAGGAUGGCAAGAUGAAGGCUCUCCGACCAAAUCUCCAGGAUUUAGAGACCGAUGAGGAUGAGGAUGAAAACAUUGAAGAUAUCAGGGCAAAGCUCUCUGGACGAAAUAAAGGGAAGGCAAAAGUAAAGACUGCCCAAAAAAGGAAGCAGAAAAAGUAUGAGGACAGUGAUGAUGACGAUGACAAGGUCAUUGAUGUCACAACAAGCCCAACAAGGAAUUCCAAUGGUAACGUAGUGAAUGAUGAUUCUCCAUCUCCUCCCCCGCCUCCAGAGUUUGAUGAUAAGAUGGUGGCUGAGAUUAGGAGAAACAACAAGGAAGCUGCAAAGACAUUGCAUAAUCUUGAUAACAAGUUGAGAUCUUACAAAAUGUCAAAAGCAUUAGCAGCAAUGGAUAACGUAUCUCCAGUCAUAGCAAGCCCUUCCGAGUUAAUUGAUCUUGACGCACCAAUAACCAGAGAAACCAUUACUGUCAAAGUGAGAAGUCGGAAAGGAUUGAUUCGCUAUGAAAAUUAUCCAAUGAAUCAAACAUUUGAGAAGAUAUUCACAGACCUUGGUGUGUCUGAGGGUGUUGAAAGGAGGAGAGUAAGGAUAACCAGGAAAGGUGAUGAUAUCUUGCAGGAGGAUACGCCCAAUUCUGUCAAUCUACACAUAGCAGAUAUUUUAGAUUAUGUGAUAGUUGAUGGAGUGACACCAGCGUUACCGUGGUAUUCAUCCACACUCACUGAGGAGGAUUAUGUCAGGGUCACACUGAGGACAAGGGAGAAAAACUGUAAAACCAUCACCAAAAAAUUAGCCAAGAUUGAAACCUUUGAAGAGGUGUUCCGUGCCUUUGCAGAAGUUCAUGAAAAGCCUGUUCAUCAACUCCAGUUUUCCUUUGAUGGUGACGACGUCUCCCCAACCGCUACACCUCAGGACUUAGACAUGUCCGAAGAAAACGUCAUUGAUGUUGUUGUUUUAUAGAAGAACAACGGAACUGAGAAAAAAACUUUGAAACGGAAUGAAACCUCAUCGGGUCAAAAUGAUCGCAGUGCAAGAGCUAUGUGUGCUUUCAGUUCUGAAGGUAUCUUGGAGACUCUUUGGAACCAUUGAUAUUACAUCUAGUUCUUCCUUUUGUAAUGGUGCUCUUAUACAACUCCAUCUUUUGAUGAUUAUGAUACUUAUGUAGGAAUAUAUGUACUUGAAGAUCCUCUUGUAAGAAGCAUGAUUUUGCAAUCUUCAAGGAAAUGAGUACUUGCUUCAUCAAGCUGUUUGUAAAUUAUACAGAGAGUUGUGUUAAACCAGCUGUAGUCCUUUAAAGUUGGGCCUAUAUGAUUUCUAAUACUUACUAAAUGAAAUUCAUGUCUAUGGAUACCAUGGUUUAACUAUGAUAAAGAAAUGUAUGGGCCCAUGCACAAGCAUUAUAUAGUCGCUAUUGUACCCAGACAAUUUUGCCCAUAAAAUGCUUUGUAUGAUCUGAUAAUGGAGAUGCUCCUGAUGACAGUAAUGAAAUCUCUUUGAUGAAUGGAAUUUACCCCAUACCAAUUCGCUUCGUAUAGGAAGAAACUAUGUUGUUGGUAGUUAGUGCUACCAUGUAUCAUUGGAUGAGAGUUGAAGGGUUUAAUUGUCUGAAAGGGAAUUCAUGAGAUUUCUCUACUUGAUAGUGCCUUAUCUGAUUAAAUUUGAAAAUAUUGAUGUCUUUGAAAGGGAAGAGAAAUUCACUCUACUCUUUGAGUAACAAAAUUUUCUCAAUUGUUUUAUUUGGUAAUUUAUGUGUGUUCUAAUCCAUGGGUGUCAUUAAAAUGUGUCUUUUGAUUGGAGAUGGUACAUGCCAUUUGCAUCUUGGGUAAACAUUUUGUUUGUAUAUUUUAGCUAUAGAUAUUAAUAAUGGACCUACCUCUUUUUUUAUAACAAAAAAUUAAUUAGUCAAAUCUAUGAGGACUAAUUAAAUGAUUUUAACUAAGUAACAGUUCAACAAACAUUAAUUAUUUCUAUGAUUAGUAUGCAAUAUUCUACUCAAGGUUAAACCUAUGCAACUUUCAGGAGUUCGAUAUUUAUCUCGACUGCAUGGCAGAGCAAGACUAUACGGCUAAAGGCUUUUCAGACAGAAGGAUCGUCAACUUCAAAUCUUAACCAAAAGGCUAAGUUUUUGAAAUGUCAUCAUAAGAAAGUAUAUGGGCCUAGUUCAUGAAACUUGGAAACAAUUGCUAUCAAAUAUCGCUUAACAUCCUGGCAGAGUUUGAGGGCACAUGACUAAGGUCAAAGGUCAUUUAGGGUCAAUGAACUAAGACCAUUUUGUGGGAAUCAACAUCAAAAUCUUAA
Molecule: messenger RNA, 2528 nt
Organism: Lytechinus variegatus (green sea urchin)
Lineage: Eukaryota; Metazoa; Echinodermata; Echinoidea; Temnopleuroida; Toxopneustidae
Product: NFATC2-interacting protein-like
Exons: 8
Coding region: 57-1190 (377 amino acids)
Biological process (GO): positive regulation of transcription by RNA polymerase II; cytokine production
Molecular function (GO): protein binding
Source: RefSeq, a predicted model, not a curated record